Morus notabilis is the source of this 4492-nucleotide messenger RNA. Its product is annotated as DExH-box ATP-dependent RNA helicase DExH3. Gene Ontology annotation, cellular component: intracellular anatomical structure; nucleus. The coding region runs from base 298 to 3849 and encodes 1183 amino acids. NCBI's taxonomy places the organism in Eukaryota, Viridiplantae, Streptophyta, Magnoliopsida, Rosales, Moraceae. The transcript has 19 exons. Gene Ontology annotation, molecular function: ATP binding; RNA binding. The record is from RefSeq and is a predicted model, not a curated record.
AAAAAAGAAAAAAAAGGCAUAUGAUCUAAGGGGGAGGGAGGGGGCGAGGUAUAUCCGGUGGAGACGGCAGGCUAUCUGGCGACGAUUGGUGCGCGCAGCUGAAUCGACCCGCUUCCGGCGGCGAGAGGGCCAUCAAUCAAGCACUCCGACGUGUUGAAACCUCUUUCCCAGGCGGUAAAUACAAGCAAAGCAAAACCCACCCCGCGGGUUUUAGCGCUGAAGACCCCACACCCGCAUUUCUUUGUAUGCCUCCUCCCACAAUUUCCUUCAACUAAAACAACAACAAUAACAAGAACCAUGGAGGUUUUCCUUAAACCCCAUUACACCAUUAACAAGACCCUCAAGCCUUGUUCUUGUUAUGCUCUGGCUCUGCGGUUGGGCUUCGUCGUGAGGAAGAAAUAUUACUGUAAGUUCGUAAGGAGCUUCUUCCGAGACAUGGGUUCUAACUAUAAGGCCUUUUCAGGGACCGCUUCUGAUCGGCCAAAGAGUCUCAGGGAAAAGCUCGGUCUUAACACUAGUACUACUACUUCAUUGGGGUCUUCAAACCAGCAACAGUGUGAUUCAACCCAUCAAAACAUUGAGGAAUGGAAAAAGAAGUUAACAAUGUUGCUUCGUAAUGAAGAUCAACAAGAACUGGUGUCAAGGGAGAAAGAGGACAGACGUGACUUUAACCAAAUUUCUGCACUUGCAACAACAAUGGGUCUGUAUAGCCGUCAAUAUGCCAAAGCAAUUAUCUUUAGUAAAUUUCGUCUACCAAACUACAGACCUGAUUUGGAUGAUAUGCGCCCACAGAGAGAGGUGAUCAUACCUCUGGAACUGCAAUUACAAGUACAUGAUCUUAUAAGAGCCCAUAUUUCUAAGAAGCCAACAAGUAGGGAAAUUUUAUCGGAUAAUCCCUUAUUGAGAUCAAGCAGCAGCAAUAGAAGUUUAGCCAUUAAGGAUCUUGAUGAGCAGCAGAGGAGUUUGGUCCAUAAUAGUAGUGCCAAUGAGAAAAUCCUACUGCGUAAAAGUUGGAUUCUGCGUUGUCAGCAACAGGAAUGGCAGGAAUCUCCUGAAGGUCAAAAGAUGCUGGAAUAUCGCAGAAGUCUUCCUGCAUAUAAAGAAAGAGACGCUUUGUUAAAAGCAAUAUCAGAAAAUCAGGUUGUUAUUGUGACGGGCGAAACUGGUUGUGGUAAAACAACACAACUUCCCCAGUACAUUUUAGAAUCUGAGGUUGAAGGUACUCGUGGAGCUCUCUGUAGUAUUAUAUGCACCCAACCUAGACGGAUAUCAGCAAUGACUGUUUCUGAACGAGUUGCUGCAGAACGGGGAGAGCCACUAGGGGAGUCUGUAGGUUACAAAGUUCGGCUGGAAGGAACGAAAGGCAGGGAUAAUCGUCUUCUCUUUUGCACUACUGGUAUAUUGUUAAGGAGGUUAAUCAGUGAUAGAACCUUGAGAGGUAUUUCCCAUGUUAUUGUUGACGAGAUUCAUGAACGUGGAAAGUAUGAAGAUUUCCUUCUUAUUGUCCUGAAGGAACUUCUUCCUCGCCGACCAGAGUUGCGGGUGAUUUUGAUGAGCGCAACCUUAAAUGCUGAGCUUUUCUCUUCCUACUUUGUUGGCGCUCCAACAAUCCAUAUUCGUGGUUUUACGCACCCCGUGAAAGUACAUUUUUUGGAGGACAUUUUGGAAAUGACGGGAUAUCGGUUAACUCCACAGAAUCAAAUUGAUGAUUACGGUGAAGAAAACAUGAGGAGAAAGCGUAAGAAAGGCAUGUCUCUAGGAAAACGAAAAAGCUGGAUUGCUUCUUCCGUCGAGGAUACACUUAAAGCUGCCGACUUUAAUGAGUAUAGUCCAAAGACUCGGGUUUCCUUAUCGUUAUGGAAUCCCGACUCAAUUGGAUUGAACCUUGUUGAGCAUGUGCUUUGUCACAUAGUUAGGAAAGAAAGGCCUGGUGCUGUUUUAAUUUUUAUGACUGGCUGGGGUGACAUAAAAGCUUUAAAGGAUCAGCUUCAUUCUAAUCCACUCUUGGGAGAUCCUAGCAAGGCCUUGCUGCUUGCAUGUCAUAGUCUUAUGCCCAUCGAUGAACAGAAAUUGAUAUUUGAUCGACCAAAAGAUGGAGUGAGGAAAAUCAUACUUGCUACAAACAUAGCUGAGACUAGCAUUACCAUCGAUGAUGUAGUUUUUGUUGUUGACUGUGGAAAAGCAAACGAGUCAUUGUAUGAUGCAUUAAAUAAUCUUCCUUGUUUGCUUCCAAACUGGAUUUCAAAGGCUGCUGCAGGGCAAAGAAGAGGAAGAGCUGGUCGUGUUCAACCGGGGGAGUGCUACCAUCUAUAUCCCAGAUGCGUCUAUGAUUCAUUAUCUGAGUUUCAGCUGCCGCAAAUUUUGAGAACACCACUGGAGUCUUUGUGUUUGCAUAUCAAAAGCUUACAACUUGGAAGUAUUUCAGAGUUUCUAUCGAAGGCCCCUCAGCCUCCCGAACCUCUAUCGGUUCAGAAUGCCGUAGAAUAUUUGAAAACCGUUGGAGCUUUAGAUGAAGAUGAAAAUCUAACAGUUUUAGGACGCUACGUGUCAAUGCUUCCAGUUGAGCCUAAGCUUGGAAAGAUGCUCAUAUUAGGGGCUAUUUUCAACUGCCUUGAUCCCAUCAUGACUGUUGUUGCAAGCCUAAGUCUCAGAGAUCCGUUUGUGACUUCUUUUGACAGAAGGAGGGAAGCAGAUACAGCAAAAGCACAGUUCGCAGCUGAUGAUUGCAGUGACCAUCUGGCAUUUCUUCGAGCUUAUGAGGGUUGGAGAGAUGCUGAAAGACAAUUAUCUGGUUAUGAUUACUGCUGUAGAAAUUUUCUUUCUCAACAAACUAUACGAGGCAUUGAUUUCCUUCGUAGGCAUUUCUUUCGUUCCCUCAAGAAUAUUGGUCUCGUUGAUCACAAUAUGGAAAGCUGCAGUCUUUGGAGCCAUGAUACACAUCUUAUCCGAGCAAUUAUCUGUGCGGGCUCAUUCCCCAGCUUAUGCUCUGUUAUGAAAGCGAAAAAGUCUGUAAUGUUGAGAACAAUGGAAGAUGGUCACGUACUUCUCGGUCUGAAUAGUGUAAAUUUUCCAGCAUCAGAAAUUCCCUAUCCUUGGCUGGUUUUCAAUGAAAAGGUGAAAAUAACUGCAGUUGUUCUCCGAGAUUCAACUGCCGUGUCAGAUUCUGUGCUUCUUCUAUAUGGAGGGAGAAUUUCCAGGGGUGAAGAAGACGGACACCUGAAAAUGUUAGAUGGGUACUUGGAUUUUUUCAUGGAACCUAACUUAGCAGAUACAUAUGUGUUUUUAAAGGAGGAGCUUGACGAACUGAUUCAGAAGAAGCUUCUGAAUCCCCAGAUGGACAUACGGUCUCAUUCCAAUCUCCUUUCUGCUGUAAGAUUACUGAUUUCAGGGGACCGGUGUCUGGGACAAUUUGUCACUGGUCGUGAGGUGCCAGCAGCAUCCUCACAAAAGGCAAAAGAAGAGAUGCUGCCUGUGCCUGUUUCACAACGGGGUACUGCAGGCAAUAGCGGCAGUGGGGAUAAUUCCAAAAACCGGCUGCAGACGUUGCUCAUCAGAGCCAGAUGCGGACCACCCACCUACAAAACAAAACAACUGAGUGAUGACCAAUUCCUUGCAGUAGUAAUCUUCAAAGGGAUGUACGUUACGGGGAACCAUUGCCGCACUAAGGAACUUGCAGAGGAGGAGGCAGCUGCUGAGGCUUUGCUUUGGUUGCAAGGCGAAGGCCAUUCAUCUUCCACAGAUUCUACUGACCGAAUGUUAAUGGUUUUAGACAAGAAUGAGAAUGUUGAUAUGAAUUUCACAGGCGGCUCUGAGAGUCAUGUUAGAGAUAGAUUAGUCUCCUUGGCCUAAAACUUGUGGUGUUACACCUCGGUUUUUGCAUGUCAAAAUCAGAUCUCCAUGUCAUGGAAAUAAAUUCUGGAAGAUUCAAAUUCACCAUUAGCCUUUACACGGUUAAAGGAACCUUGGAUGGCAAUUGGCGAGCAACAACAGUUUAAGUACUUUCAGCUCGAGAAUGGGGAGUGCGAACCCAUCGACUUCUUCAGUAUAGCAAGUGGAUGAGUUGAAGCCGAAUGAGGAUCAUCGAGCUUGAGCUAGCGAGCAGUACUAGUUACGUAUAGCUCGCGGACAAGCUCCUCAGCUUGCUGUCAAGCAGUCUAGCGCGGUCAUGAGUAGUCCACGACGACAACAAACAAUUUGGUUCAGUUUUGGCUAUAUCUAGUGUCAUCAAAACCACCCAGAUGAGAUCGCUCUCUCUAUGACUUCUGAAGUUCCAGGAUUAACGAUCAACGUGGCUACGACAUCUCUCGAGAUUCCGGGUGUUAACUCCCACAAUUCUUUAGUGCCUCCAAAUUGAGAGUAAAGAAGUCCGGAACCAAGGGAAGUGAUUUUACAUUCGCAAAUUUAAUUCGUGUUAUGAAUUCGGAUCGAUAUUAAGUGUGUUAGAGGUACAAAUGCAUUCUUCAAUUUAAUUAAAUGAAGCAAGUCAUCCCUU